Messenger RNA from Toxotes jaculatrix (banded archerfish), 6466 nucleotides. RefSeq names its product post-GPI attachment to proteins inositol deacylase 1 (gene pgap1). Gene Ontology annotation, cellular component: endoplasmic reticulum. Gene Ontology annotation, biological process: GPI anchor metabolic process; endoplasmic reticulum to Golgi vesicle-mediated transport. Lineage: Eukaryota; Metazoa; Chordata; Actinopteri; Toxotidae. The record is from RefSeq and is a predicted model, not a curated record. Bases 115 to 2931 code for a protein of 938 amino acids. Gene Ontology annotation, molecular function: phosphatidylinositol deacylase activity. The transcript is spliced from 26 exons.
GUGAGUAUGACAGGCUGUGUGGUGUCUUUCCCCGGCAGGGAGCUCAUUACCUGAAGACCGAAACAUGGAGGCUGAACACCUGUAAUGUCCGAGAGCCGGAGUCGGGACUGAACCAUGAAACUCGCCACUGUGACUUUCUACGGGUUCGCCUUGGGGCUUCUGGCGGUUGGCCUGCGAGAGCUGCUGACUGGCUUCGAGGAGAACAGAUGCAGUAUGACCUACAUGUUUGAAUACCCGGAGUACAGGCGCGUGGCUCUGCCUCGUCGCGUGGCCAGACUGUACCCAGCCUAUGGGCUCUACCUGUAUGGAGAGGGUCUGUACGCCCAGGAGACCCGAGCACUAAAACUCACCGGUGCCCCUGUGCUCUUCUUGCCUGGAAAUGCUGGCAGUUAUAAACAAGCUCGCUCCCUGGGCUCGGUGGCACUGAGGAAGGCUGAAAACAUGGAGGGAGGUCUCCACUUCAACGUGUUCACCGUGGACUUCAAUGAGGAGCUGGUGGCACUUUACGGUGGCAGUUUGUUGCGGCAGACACAUUUCCUGCACGAGAGCAUUAAAGCCAUCCUGAGGCUGUACAAGCAUCUGAAGACCCCUCCCAAGAGUGUGGUGCUUGUGGGCCACUCCAUGGGAGGAGUGGUGGCCCGGGCGUUGUUCACUUUGCCCCGCUUCAACACCAAUCUGGUCAGCCUCAUCAUCACCCAGGCGUCUCCUCACCUGGCUCCGGUGCUGGCCCUGGACCCAUACCUGCUGGAUUUCUACUCUGCUGUGAGACAGAAGUGGGUGAACCAGGCGAACAAACUCAGGAACAUCACUGUCCUGUCUGUUGGGGGUGGUUACCGUGACUACCAGGUCCGCUCUGGUCUAACAGCACUACCUUGUCCCUCAGGAGACCCCAAUAAGUUGUCACUGGUGGCAACUGCAGUUCCUAGGACAUGGGUGUCCACUGACCACCUCUCCAUAGUUUGGUGCAAAGAGCUCGUUCUUGCCACUGUCAGGGCGUUCUUCGACCUCAUCGAUUCUGAGACCAGACAGUUCACAGAAAACCCUGAGAAGAAAAUGGCUGUGCUAAACCAUCACUUCAUCAGACAUCCUGUCAGGAUGCUGGGAGAAACGCAAGACACCUCCAUCUCCAUCUUAGAUUCUCCUGAAGUGUGGACUGAAGUGAACACACUGCGUCUGGCAUACAGCACACCAAAGGAAGGACAGGUCAAAUAUUUCCUGUUUGCUCUGUCGAGUCGCAGGAAGGCCUACAGCCAUUUUUACUGCCGGAGCAACAAUCUGGAGAUGACAAGCUGGGUGUAUAGCUGCGUGCACAAGACCGGUUCUUCAUGUGUGCGUGCUGUAGAUUUGUCUAUGGGAACUGAGCUUCUACCACCAUACAAGGUCCUGAUAUUGAGACUCAGUGACUUGUCUUCAGUUACUCAUAUAGUUGUUUCAGCUUCCAACCUCAAUGGCAGACAGUUUACGGUGGAGUGCGAGUGGCAGAGACAAGAAUCUCAGACUCUCUCUGUUCCAGUACCACAUGUCCUGUCCUUCGGUUUGACUGUCAGCGAUGUUACGAUCAACUCCUCUGGACUUCUUCACACCAUCGAGCUGCAACACUUUCACCAGGUCUAUCAGGCUUUCAGAAUCAACAUUGCAAGCCAGUGCAAAGUACACAAAGAUCGAAUGUCCAAUGUGUACAGGGUCAUGGUACCAUGGUUUCGAGAGGACUCUUUAACCACAGUGAGUGUGCCCUCAGUUACCGAGAUCUCAGGGAUGCUCCAUACAAGUCGUCCAGACAACGCCUCAGGUGUCCUCCUUCAGCUCCACACUGCCCCCAACUGCCAGUAUAAGGUGUCAAUAAGGACUUCAUUACCCAGGGUGCUGGGACAGAUACUGAGGUUCUGUGGUCCCAUGGUGCCAGUGUACACAGCUGUAACUCUCCUCCUGGCCUGUGGGGGGCAGCUGUCCUCCAUCCUGAAGUCAAGGCGAGCUGCAGGCAUGAGCCAGGUGGUGGGUAAAGGCCUGCAACCUCAUAAAGUCAACCUGCCCCUUUAUAUUCUGCACAUCUUGCUUAGCUGUACCUGGUUCCAAGAGGUGUGGUCCAUUCUGUGCCUCCCCCCUAUGGAUGCCCUCCCCCCUACCUUCCCUGAUGUAACGUUUCAUGAAGGCGUGGUACCAGUUGAAGAAUGGCCCCACCUCCUCUCCCCUCUGCUUUACAUUUUGGGAGCAGCUGUGGCAUACUGGGGGAGCACAGUGCUCUGUCUGAUUAUACGACUGAUCUCAUUAAUAUUAGCUCCACUACACAGACCAUCUGUCUCUAGAGAUUGUGGCACCCUGCGCCUUCGGACCCAGCUCGUCAUCACUCUCUGUCUGACUGUUAUGGGCGGGACGUCCUGUGGAGCGCUGUCAGUCUUUGUCGCUUUUCUGCUCCACCUUUAUAGGGUACUGAGGCUACAGAUGACAGAGAGGUCUUUGCGUCACAUGCUGAAUCUGGCGCCCCGGAAGCACAAAGAAGCUGAGAAUGGCACAGUUGAUGCUGAGUGCCUGAACAAGUCUAAAGAAUGUAAUGGCACCCCCCUACUGUCUGAGUGUGCUCUGCAGGAGGUGAGGGAUGACCUACAGCUCCACCUCUGCCUAUCAGCACUCCUCACCCUACCUGUCAUGCUCAGUGCUCCCUCACUCAUCCACUGGAUCCGUAACCUAAGAUAUUCCACUCAGUUGGAUCCUGACCCUUGUUGGCCACAUAUUGUGCCUCUAAUUAUUGUGUACAUGCUGCUUAUUAACUGUAACACCUUAAAGCUCUGCAACAGUAAACUCCUGCCUCUGACUUCUUGCCUCCCUCUGCCCUUGGCCAUCACCAUGGUGAUCUUCUCUCCACUUCACCUCUACAGAGUCACCUACUUCCUGUUGGCGACACUCGUCCCUCUGGCCUUGUGUUGUCUGCUCUGACGGUACCUGGCUGCUUUCAGUCUUCAUCUCUACCAUAACAAGCCUUUCUCUAAGUUACAGCCUGACUCGCUGAAGCUGGUUGGGACUGAUUUGUCCCAAAAAGACUUGAUGUGUCAAACUUCCAUGGAGCAGAGCCAUAGACAUACAUAGCUUGGGGAACUGCCUGCUCAAUGUUAGCACUAAAAGUUCCAUGGCAAUUACACUAUAUUUUAAAAUGAGAGGAUGUAAAGGCCUUGGAACAUUUGGUGCAAAUAUGGCUCUGUUGGAUUGUCCUGAAACCAAGUUUGCCUUACUCUGUAUAUCUAUAGCUCUGCCUUCAAGGAGCAAGAACUCCACAACCAGUGAAGCUACUGAUAUUAGAGAUUCUCAACAGGGUGUUACUGUUAAAAUGUGUUAGUUUUAUUUUUGUUGUUUUCAGUGUCUGUAGUGAUAUUGCUCACUGUGGGUCACUAUGCUGUAACCUCUCACACUGCCUACUGCUUAGCAAUGACUUACAGUUGUGUGUAACUGUUACCUAUUGACUGUCGGAGCACUGCCACAAAAUCAGUGGCAGUGUCAUACAUUCAUUCCAUGAGAAAAAUCCAAAGUAAUCAUGUUUACAUUCUCCCUUAAUCAUUUGGUGAUGCACAACUUUGACAAUGGCAGCAAAGUGAAGGUUUUCAUUGGAAAAGGCUUGAGCACAUGUUCAGGUUCCUCACAUUAUUCAGAAGAACAUUGGGAUCUAGUCCAUGUUCUCUACAAGACGCAGGUGUAGCUGAUUUUCAUAAAAGUGGUCGGACUGAGAGCGGUAUUCAUUUUAGGGAGGCACAUACAUCUGUUUCUUAUCUUAGUUGUAGUUUAUCAUAGCCACUCACACUUUCACUAUAGGCAACAGUGACUGUUAAAUGGCCAUGGGCUUAUCUAAAAGAAGCACCAAAUAGCCUCAUGGGCAGAAAUAAUAGUGACACAUUUUCCUAUAUGAAAGGAAAGAGCCAAGAACUCAAAUGAUGAUGUGCAGCUUUGUGUCUCCACUUUAACUAAUCAAAACUAGUCCAUGUCAGCCCUCCAUGUCUAUCUGUUCUCUUGAUAAAGUCAAAAUAACCUUCAUCACUAAUUUCCUUAGUCCGAUUACACAGUCAUGCCAUACUCUGUCAGUGGGUUUCUCUUUUUAACAGAGAAACUGUUCUCACUCUUCACUUUGAUUUUUACUAAUUUGCUGUUCUGAUACAACUACUGUCAAUAAAACUUAGUUUCUAUCUUGUUUCUACUAAACAAGUAGAACUUUGCUGUUUUGUCAAGCAAAGUUAAGCUCAGCCUUGGUUGAGAAAACAGCAAAGAAGAAACAAAUGUGUCAAUGAAAAUAGUAUAUCUGAUUUUACAAAAAGAAACUUGGCAGUACUGACAGUUAAUGCUGCUGAAGUGUAAAUUAUGCUGAAAUGACCAUACAAGCACUGCUAAAAACCGAGCCCUGUGAUGCUGUGGCUGUGCAGCAGUAGUUUGGCACCUGUGACCUGAGAGUGGUGCCGAAUGGUGCAGGCCUUUACUCCAUCACUGCUUCAGUGUCAUCCAACACUACCUGCAUCAGUAAUUGAUAUUAGCAGAUCCAGUCACUGCUGUAAAUCUGCCAGAUCCCUGCCAGCCGCUGAAUUGCCAGAUAAAAACAGUCACCUCUGAACAGGGUCGAGCUAACAAACACUUUUAACCUACAGCGACUUUCUAAAACAAGCUAACUGGAUGCUGCUUUUUUUUGUCUGGCAGGUCACUGCUCAUUCAGUCAGCAGCCAGUAAAAGUAGUCGCACAAAAACAAGCAGCUGGCAGAAGCUGUCGUUUCUAACCUAUAAUCUAAUUCACCUCAUGUGGCUGUGUAAUAUACAGUAUGAACAAGCUCCUCUGGAAGACCUUUAAUUUACUGGACUCAUGUUGUCAACCAGUAUCCAGGCAUCAUGCAUAUACUUCUGCACAUUACAUGUACUUGAGUGAUGUAGAUACACUGCAUACAAUGUUGAUAACGCUUAGGAGUUAUUGCCUUAUAUUUCUCUGGGUCACAGUGGAUGCAGUUAAUCUGAUUAAAAGAAAACCAAAUUUCUACAGUUUGAUCUGAAUUACAUAUAAGAUAUAAAAAGAGAUUUUUGUAGUUGUUUUUAUUUUGACAUUAAAGUAUUAAAUAAAGUAAAUAGACAUCUUUUGAUCAGUGUAGGAAAUUAUAUAUGUGUCCAAGAGGAGUUAAUGUUAUAAAACAAUACAGCAUGAAGACGUUUGAUGCAGAAACCUCCAUGUCACAAGCCUGCUCCAGUCUGCCUUUGUGUGCCAAAUCAGUAGUUAUACACGUGUUGACAGGUUAGAUGCGAUUACACUAAAAGGUAAUGAGGUGACUGUGAGAUAAUUUUGCUAAAUAGACUACUUAGCAUAUGGGAACGCAACAAAUCAUAAAUAUCCAUAGAGUUUUUAUUUUAUGGACAGUCACACAAAGCUGGUGUCUUAGUGUCAUGGUGACUGUCAUUACUUGUGGUUGUUGGUAUUUUUAUACACUGCAGUAGAAGGUGUUUGUUGUUCUUGGUGAAGCUUUGGCCUAGCAAAGUUUAAAAAGCAGACUACUUAUUUUCUCUAAGCCUUGGAUUUCUAUUUUGUUGAAGGUUAAGGGAUGUCUGUUCAGUAUUGCACCUGAUUCACAUGUAUAACGUGAUUCAAGCUUCAAAUAACAACUUCAGGCUUUUAAAGGAACAGGAAAGGUUUUAGAUUUCAUAACAAACAGUGUUUGGGGUUGAUAAUGGAACUGGCUUCUGUUUUACACUUAGGAUUUAUUAAGGUGUGGUUCACCAUCCUAAUACCAGGUGUACAGGUGAAUAUUUAUGUUUUUUCAGAUCUGUGUAAUCUGAAACUGUUGCUCUGUGUCCAACCACACAGAGCAGAAGAGCAGGUCUUGAAGUUUGAACAAGAAAAAACUUGUGACCAUUUGAAUUUUUUUUUUUUGAUGCAUAAGAACACAUGGAUUUCUUGCAGUGCCAGGUUUAACCUUUUAAAAGCAACUUAGAAGAUAAAGCUGGAGUUGUUCUAUAUUUUCAUAACCCAUGAAAAGACCAAAAUGAACAAAGUAUAUGUCCGUCUCUCAAUACUUUAAAACUUCCCUACCCUGUUUCUGGCUCUCAGCCCCAAACCAACUGGGUUUUACUGAGGCUGUAAAUCUUUAAUAACUGUUCACAGAUAUACAGCAUCAUUUUUUUUUUGGAGUGGCUCAGUAAUUUCUUAAAACAGGUGGGAAUUGUAGAUUGUGGUGGAGCGUGUUGUGUGCUGUGAGCAUGGUGUGUUGUUAUGUCAUAUAGGCCUAACUUUUUCUUUUUUGUGCUUUUUGAAUUAAGUUUUUGUUGCCAAUGACUUUCAAGCCGGUUGCACUCAGAAUGAUGCUCCUUUGCCAAUACAGUUUAUCAGUUUCAUAAAGCUGUGGUUUAUUGGAUAAUUGCAACAAAAAAAAACAACAACAAAGGUUUAGUGAUUUAUAAAUAGGUGUUCUAAAAUCUCACCAAGAUUUUUACCAUGCCAGCAGUCAGCAGAGGAAUU